Cryptococcus amylolentus CBS 6039 is the source of this 886-nucleotide messenger RNA. RefSeq lists its product as hypothetical. The record is from RefSeq and is a predicted model, not a curated record. The transcript is spliced from 4 exons. Bases 50 to 484 code for a protein of 144 amino acids. Gene Ontology annotation, biological process: protein urmylation; tRNA thio-modification. Gene Ontology annotation, molecular function: protein tag activity. Gene Ontology annotation, cellular component: cytoplasm; nucleus. Lineage: Eukaryota; Fungi; Basidiomycota; Tremellomycetes; Tremellales; Cryptococcaceae.
UUUUGUCCCUCAUCCCCUCAUCACUGUCUGGCAAGACUCAACAUCAACAAUGUCCAACUCUGACGGCUUUAUCACAAACUCAAAUGGCUUGGGAUACGUCUCUGGGGCCGCGGCGAAAGAGCAGCAGCAGCAGCAGGUGUCAGCAGCUCCGGUAGUGUCUACGGAGGAUACUUUGGAAGUAAGAUUCGAAUUUGGCGGCGGCCUCCAUCUUCUCUUCUCUUCCAAACCCCAACACGUCGCUCGUCUACCGCGUUUCAUCCCCGACACCACCCCAGCCCAACCGCUGAAUAUGCGUUACGUCGUCAAGUGGAUGAAAGAGAACUUGCUGAGUGAGAGGGAGGAGAUGUUUGGAGAAGGUGAUGGAGUUCGUCCGGGCAUUCUGGUACUGAUAAAUGACGCGGACUGGGAGCUUGAGGGUGAGCUGGAGUAUGAGUUGAGAGAUAGGGACGAGGUUGUUUUCAUCUCUACCCUUCAUGGUGGAUAGAAACCGUGCGGUCGCUGGAGUCCGACCUUGUAUACCAAUGCAUUGUAUACCCUUCCCGUUUUUUCUGCGCCUUGCCUACGGCACUCGCUUUGAGAAGCUUCGCUUCAAAUGGUCGUUACAGCUUCGUGCUUCCAAAGAUCAAAACCCCAAAACAAAAGAGAAACGGCUGUUUAACGAAGCGUAACAGUGAGCGCCACUGCUUCCUUCUUUGAUGCGAACGACGGGGAUAACCUCUUGGCGGCCGCCGAUACUUCCAAUGAAGCUGGUCCGUCUACCCCCACCCCGCAGGAACCGCUUAGAAGGGGCAAGGGGAAACAAAAGGAGUGAAAGUUUUUUUGUCUGCAUGCGGACGUACUCGUACUUGUAGAUCUUGUGCAUGCAUGUCAACCUUAUCCUGUGCGA